AUAAAAAAAAAUCCUUGGCAUUGUAUUGUUUAUAUACAUGCGAAUUUAUAGUCAUAGUCAUGUUUGUAAUAACAAUGACUGAAAAUUAAAAAAAUGUUUUUUUAUGGUCUAUAGUUUCGCCCAGUGUUACGGAUUAACAGGUGACCAUGUUAUCUGGCGGCUCAGGGUGUGAUUGCUGCAGUUACCACAGCUGUUGGAAACAGCGUUUACCCUUUUACAUUUAAAAUAAAUACGUUAUUUUCACACAUCUUUACUAAAACAGAGUCCAGAAAUUAUUAUUUUUCAUUUUAAAGAAGAAAAAAGAAAGAGGGCAGCUACAAAUGGUCUUCCUGUUUUCAACCGCUGCCGUAAGUCAAAAUAAGGUCGUAUUCGGCUGAAAGUCACCACAUGACACUCUUUAAUCCGUUACACCGGGAACUUUUCCAGCCGUAAAUGGUUAGCAGCAUAUGCUAAAGUUAGCACAACAAGCUAAUUGGAAUGGCAUGCGGCCCCCUCACACUGUGGCGACCGCAAAUGGAAACAGCGGUGCUGGAAGACCCGCCACCGUCAGCCCAGUUAGAAAAAACAGUAGUGAAGUGACAGUUGUCGACGAGGACGGUGUGUCGGCGUUGCUCAAACUUUAUGAAAAUGGAAACACUAUCAAAAUGCUAAAGUUAACGCAUGUUGGACCGAGCCAAUCAAGCGGAACCAGUAUCAGCCUAGCCAAUGUGCCUCCCCUCAGGCCGCCGCACAGCAAAGCCAUCAGUCUGCUGCUGCACCGGGGGAAGGCUCUCCUCACCGCGGAACCCCUCUCCUCGGCUCUCUACUGCACCGGACCUUACCAGACCACCGUACCCAGCCUAGGAGCAGCCUUCGACGGUCAGAUAUGUUCGGUUUGCGGCAGUGAAGAGGAGGAGACGGGGGGAGAUUUCUGUGCUACUGUUUGGUCCUCAAGGGGAGGAGCCAGUUGUUGAUUCUACGCUGCAAAGAGAAGGCGCCGCACAGAGAGGGUAAAAGACUGCAAGCAGUGAAGGGGAGGCCAGAUGAAGGACAGUUGGCCAGUUCAGGACUAGCUCCGAAGGAACUGCAGUGGACGAGGUGGAGGAAGAGGAGGAGGGAAAGAAGACUGAAGAGACACAAAAUAAAUCACAUGACCAGGCCUCGGAAAGGCGCCAAAUUAGUGAUGUUCCCCUCGGGCAGGGAUUACCUCCUCCCCGUCGUCUACCUCUCCAUCUCUCCCGCUCUUCUUCCCUCGCGCAGCAGAGCAGCCAUCCAGCUGCAAGACUCUGAGCCCUGCUGCUCCUGCUCUAGUCAUAGACCAUGAAGAGGCCCAAGCAGCAGACGGGGCCGCUGAGCUUCCUGAACUUCUUCAGCAGGAAGCCCAAAUCGGAGCCAAAGCCCGAGAGGCCCGUGGAAGCCUGGCCCAGAGAGGAGGUGGCCAUCACCCUGACACCGAGCGAGCACCCAGAGCAGGACCACAGCCUCACAGCAGAAGAGGCUGGAGGAGAAAGAGGAGAAGGAGGAGGUCCAGCACCGGCGGCAGCAGCAGCGGCGGCGGCAGAGGUAAGCGAGGAUGGUGCCGCCACAGCUGAGUGCGUGGGCGGGGCCAGCAGCGGCUCCACUGGCGUCCUGUCCCUCUCCUCGUCGAGCCAGGAACAGCUAUUGGAUGAACACCUGGAGGAGUGCCCACUGUGCCUGCUCAGUCAACCGCGCUGCCACUUCCCACGACUCACCUCCUGCUCCCACCGAACAUGCUCCGACUGCCUCCGCCAGUACCUGCGCAUCGAGAUAUCGGAGAGCCGGGUGGGCAUCGCGUGCCCGCAGUGCCCCGAAACGCUGGCGCCCCUGGACGUCCGUGCCAUCCUGGAUGACCGGGCGCUGCUGGAGCGGUUUGAGGAGUACCAAUUGAGGCGUUUUCUGGCUGCUGAUCCAGAUACACGCUGGUGCCCUGCGCCUGACUGCAGCUAUGCAGUGAUCGCUUACGGCUGUGCAGAGUGUCCAAAGCUGAGCUGUGGCCGUGAGGGAUGUGACACAGAGUUCUGCUACCACUGUCGGCAGCUAUGGCAUCCCAACCAGACGUGUGACCAGGCCCGGCGUCAGCGAGCCCGCCACACAUCAGGCGGCAAUGAUGCCUCCACGCUGUACGUCUUCAAUGAAGAACCUGGAGGAGAUGCAGAGGAGAUCAAAGCGUGCCCUCGAUGCGGUGCCUACAUCAUGAAGACCAACGAUGGCAGCUGUAACCGUAUGAACUGCACUGUGUGUGCCUGUCAGUUCUGCUGGCUGUGUAUGCAGGAGAUCACCGAUGUGCACUACCUCAGUCCCUCAGGAUGCACAUUCUGGGGGAAGAAGCCAUGGUCUCAAACCCGUAAGGUUCUGUGGCAGGUGGGCAUGUUGCUCGGAGCGCCGGUGGUCAUCUCCCUUAUAGCGGGCAUCGCCAUCCCAGUCAUCAUUGUGGGCAUACCAAUCUACAUGGGCCGAAAGGUCCAUGGUCGCUGUAAGAAAAACAAUAUCUCAGGAAGUAAGCACUACUUGACUGUGGCGAGUGGGGUGAUGAUGUCAGUGUUUGUGUCGCCGGUCAUAGCAGCUGUCACUGUGGGUGUGGGUGUGCCAUUAAUGCUGACGUAUGUCUAUGGGGUUGUGCCGAUGUCGCUCUGUAGGAACGGCUGGUGCCGACCACAGAGUGAACCGCCUGAAACACACAAAAUCCAAUUGGAGGACUUAGCCAGCUAUCUUCUAUUCUCUCAUGUAGUCAGUGACCACUGGACGGGUCAGAACAACCCAACGCUCAGUGACACCACCGUCCAGGAAGUCAGAGUCAGUGUACAGGAAGUGGGUGUCCUCCCAAGUACAAGCACCACACCCCCAGAGCUAGAUAGCUACGACGAAUUGGAUGAAGCCACAAAACACCACGGAUACACCCAGCAGGACAGCCAAUCAGACUGCGAGGUGGUUAUUGUGCCUGACAGCAAGCUUAAUGACCCACAAGUGCUUCCUUUGAGGGAAGGAACCAAUAUUGAGGUUCGUGUGGAAAUUGAGACCCAUCCCAGAGGCGCCCGCCAGUCCAGCCUAAGUAGCAUCCUGUCUAGCCGAAGCUUGUCGGUGGAGUCCCUGGGACACUCGCAGUCCCAGUCCCAAGACUACCUGUGUGCCUCAGAACUGGAAGAAAGACAAGAGGGGGGAGGAGGAGAAGGAGAGGAGCAGGAGGGAAGAGAGAAACCAGGAGGAGAAGCAGGAGGAGAAGAAGGGACAGCUUACCCAGUCUUUGAAAUAGACGGUGUAUGAGGUCCUCCAAUGCAGGCUUUGUACUUGGUUAAAAGAUUAGUCAGGUUUUAUGGAAAUAAAGAAAUCCAUGAGCUGACACGUCACUGGAUUGACCUGAGAAUCGUUGGCCAAGGCCACCUCCUGCUUCCGAGACAGGCCCUCCCACCAGUUGCCUUCUAGCUCCAGCCUCUAAGGAAGACGCGGGUUUUAGAGAGAGCAAAUGAAAAAGUGUGUGAGUGUGUGUAUGAGACAAAUAGCAUGAGACUAUGACAUUAAAAAUGGAGGGGGGUAAACUGUAAAGCAGUCAGGAUAGCAUCCAUUACAGAAGUGACUGAGAGCAUGUUAGCUGACUAGUUCAGUCUGUUUUUUCUAUGUUGUCCUUUCUGAAAGAGACUACCUUACACCCCCUCUAUCAUAAAUCUACUUCAUGAAGCCCUCUCUUCUUCAGCUGUACUCUUACACUUCUUUUAGUGACCUCACCUCCCUCUUCCCGCUCCCUUUACAAAUAAAGACACAAACCCCACAAGCAUGAUUUGUUUUAUGGGGGCUUAACAACUGCCGUGUCAGCAAGUAAAUAUCACAUUCAAGCCAAGUUGCAAGAAAGUAGGGGUGAUUAUUUUCUACCCUAAAGAAUAUCUCCGGUAUUUUAAAAUGCAGUGGUCACACAUGAAUUGGAAAACCUAAAACGGACCACGCAUGCUGCACUGUCCGAUUACUCUUUUGUGAACCAGUUGAAAAUGACAUCUUGAAACUGUUGGAGCCUGUAACUGUUGUUCUCUAUUGGAGUUUAAGGUGCUCUGUGACAUUAUGGCAGUGAUUGAAUCGACUGGAUUUAUUAUAAAUACCACUAAUUAUAAAUAUUAAUCUCAAAUCCAAAGUCUUCCAGGGAAGCAGACAGGAGGCUAUUCACUUCUUAACCGGAGAGGGACACAUUGCUUUAGUUUGUAAAGAUGCUCAUUCUAAUGCAGAUACUUGCGCGCAUUAGCCGCAACAACAUGGCAGCAACACUGCAGUCUUUUUCUGGAGAGUCUUAAAUUUAAAAGUAGCUGCAUGAUUUUACUACUUGCUGUGUAUCCAGGAUAACACAUAAACACACACACAUAUCCACACGCACAGCAGUCAGUGUAGUUGCAGUAGUGUGUGCAGCUGAGAGCAUUAAAUAUAAACUAAAGACCCUCUCAAAUGAUCACAGAGCACCAAAAUUACAACAGCAGCAUGCCACCUCAGGCUAAACUCUAAUAACCCCUACUAGACGAUUUAUGAGAAUUACAUGACUAUACAUGCUCUGCUUAGCUUCCUGAGUGUGAAAUACUUGUGAGAGAUGAACUCGGACAUGACGUGAUAACCUGUGCUGGGUUGUGGAGAGAAAUUGAAUAAAGAUUUCACCAUGAAGGACAAAAACACAAGGCAUGAUUUGUGUCUGUCACAAAUUGAUUUUUCUUCAGCAGAAGUUCAAGUGGAGUCUGACAAGCUGGUGUGUUUCUUUUAUUGUAAAGCUGCACAGUAGAAGUAGACGGGAACAUUUGGUAUAAUGCAAAUGUCAUAUAAAGGUCUAUACCGAACUGAGGAUGUUGCAGGUUAUGGUAAUCAUCUUAAACCAGUGGUUUCUAAUGGGAGCACAUCAAGGUUCCCCAGUUCAAUAUUCUGUUAACACAC
Messenger RNA from Centropristis striata (black sea bass), 4896 nucleotides. Its product is annotated as E3 ubiquitin-protein ligase RNF19B. The transcript has 12 exons. NCBI's taxonomy places the organism in Eukaryota, Metazoa, Chordata, Actinopteri, Perciformes, Serranidae. The record is from RefSeq and is a predicted model, not a curated record. The coding region runs from base 1300 to 3261 and encodes 653 amino acids. Gene Ontology annotation, molecular function: zinc ion binding; ubiquitin conjugating enzyme binding; ubiquitin protein ligase activity. Gene Ontology annotation, biological process: ubiquitin-dependent protein catabolic process; positive regulation of proteasomal ubiquitin-dependent protein catabolic process; protein polyubiquitination. Gene Ontology annotation, cellular component: ubiquitin ligase complex; cytoplasm.